AUGCGGCGCGACGGCGUUCUCUGCGACGUGUUCCUGAAGGCCGCGGACGACGGCGUGGUUCCGGCGCACAAGAUCAUCCUCGCGGCCGUCUCGCCAUUCUUCCGCGCGAUGUUCGCCGGGGCGGGGGCCUCCAUGGUCGAGGGCAGAACCCAGGACAACACUAUUUCACUCAAGGGCGUGGACACCGCGGGGCUCCGCGUCGUGGUCGAAGCCAUCUACGAAGGCCAGAUCGAGCUGUCCCUCGACAACAUCGAGGCCGUCGUCGACGUCGCCUCGCAGCUCGACGUCCCCCCUGUCCUCGCGGCCAGCGUGCGGCACCUGCAGCAGACGCUCGACGAGUCGACCUGCCUGUGGUCGCUCGCGCUCGCGAGCCGCUACCACCUCGAGCCACUCCGCGAGCAGUGCCUCCUGCGCGCCAGGCGGGCGUUCUCCAGCAUCGUGCACGACGCGGAGCGCAGCGCAGCGCUUGCAGCUCUGGACCGGGACGCAGUGCGCGAGCUGCUCAUGUCCGACGACCUCAACCUCAACAGUGAAGUGGACAUUUUCCUGGCAGCAGUGCUGUGGGUGUCCGGCGACGAGGCCUCGCGGCUCGCCGAGCUUCCCGGGCUCCUCUCGACCAUCCGGUUCCCGCUCCUGCGCCCCGAAGAGGUCGAGCGCUCCAUGCUGUGCCACGCCACUGUCCGCAAGUCCCCUGACGCGACGCAGCUGCUCGAGUCAGUGCUGUCACGGGGGAUCUGCAAGCUUUACUCCCCCUCCACAGUCGCCCUGUCCUCCCACGCGGUGCUGGGCAAGGUAGCCCCGGCGCAGGCGAUCGAAAUCAAGGGCCGGCGGAGCGACGCGAGCCGACGCGAGAGCGCCGACCGCCUCCGCCGUGGCAGCGCGGGGGCGGAGAGCUGGUCGUCCGCGCAGGAGCGCGGCGAGCUCUGGGGGUCGUCCGCGCAGGCGGCGUCGCAGACAUGGGCAGCUGCGGCGCCCAAGUGGUCGAAGCACACGGACGGUGCAACGGCACCUUCAGGCGGGGCACCUGAGGCGUCGGGGGCGGUGUUGCGCGGAUCUGACGCGGAGGGCGGGGCGUCGGUGCUCGGGUCGGGCCUGCGGGUGUCUGCGGCGGACGGGGGGGGGACUCCCGCGACGCGGUGGGGGGAUGUGCAUGUGGUGGCGGAGGACUCGGUGGGGUGGCUGCCGCAGCGGACGUGCGACGUGGACGCGCUGCUGUCGGAGAUCAGGUCGCUGCCGCGGUGCAGCGUGGCGUCGGGGUUCAUGGUCACGGGGGGCUUCGAGGCUGGCUUUCGCGGGCUGAAGUCUUCUGAGAUCUAUGACGCUGCACGGGACAGCUGGCGACCUGGCCCGGACCUGCCAGUCUCACACACGUUCCUCGCGUCCGCGAGCGUCAUGGGGAUGCCGAUCGUCGUGGGCGGCUCCACGGUGUCGAGCUACGUCGCGCGCUUCAUUCCUGAUGCCUGGCGCUGGGUGCCUCUCGCACCGCUGCCCACCACGCGCGUCCAGAUGGGCGUCACCGGCUGCGGCGGCGCCGUGCUCGCGAUGGGCGGCCGCUCCGGCUGCGGCGCGGGCGUCGAGCGGCGCUGCGUGGAGGCUCUGUGCCCCCACGAAGCAGACCCGCAGUGGCGCGAGCUGCCGUCGCUGGUGGAGGCGCGCAGCGCCCUCGGAGCUGCGGCGCUGGGCAGCGCGACGUACGCGGUGGGCGGGCAGUCGGGGCGCGCGAUCCACCGCACCGUCGAGUGGCUGGACAUCGCCAGCGAUGGCGGACGGUGGGUGGUGGAGGACGCCCGCAUGGCAACAGGCCGGAAGUACCACUCGGUCGUCGCGCUGCGCGGGCGCAUUCUGGCGCUCGGGGGCAUGGACGCGCAGCGCAAGCGCCUGAGCACGGUGGAGGCGUUCGACCCGCGCGAGGGCCGCUGGCACAACCUCACCGCGAUGUCCUGCGCGCGGAGCUCCUUCGGGGCCGCGGUGGUCUCCGGCCGCGCCUACGUCGUCGGCGGCAGCGCUACUGACGAGGAGAUCCAUCGCAGCGCGGAGUGCUACGUCGAGGAGAUGGACGCGUGGCUGUCGACGGCGCCGAUGACGUUCCCGCGGUCCGCGCUGGCGACCCUGCCGAUCUGA
Messenger RNA from Pedinophyceae sp. YPF-701, 2121 nucleotides. The record is from the annotation of a GenBank genome assembly. Lineage: Eukaryota; Viridiplantae; Chlorophyta; Pedinophyceae.